AUGCGCCUCCCAACAGCCUCCCCCCGAGACAUCACCAGCAUCCAAAACUGGCUCCACGGCACCGGCAGCAUUGCCAGCCCAGAAACCGACUUCCUCUCGCACCCGCACGACCUCGCCAACCUAACCGGCACUCUCGACAGCGCCGUCCUCACAAUCGAAACCUUCAUCGAACGCCUCGCCUUCUUCCUCUCAUCGCCCAUCCGAAAAAUCAAACGCCUCCCCGAGUCCCUCAAGCCCGGUCGACACGACCUAACAUCCGACCCGCACAUCUUCUUCGCGGGCCCGCGGCUCCGCAGUUUCAGCCGCGCAGUCACGAGUUGGAUAGCCGCAUCGAUUCUGCUCGCGCCGGUCGUGGUGUUGUUUUGUGUGCAGGAUGCUGUGGGGCGGCUGGUUACGAUUACGGUGGCUGUGUUGUUCUUUUUGAGUGCGUUGAGUACGUGGACGAAGGCGAGGACUAUUGAGGUUGUUACUGCGGGGGCCAGUUAUGCGGCUGUGCUGGUGGUGUUUACUUCGGCGAGUAAUGCGCUGAGGCCUGAGUAUAGUGCUAGGCUUGGGGAUUGA
Alternaria ethzedia is the source of this 561-nucleotide messenger RNA. RefSeq lists its product as uncharacterized. The record is from RefSeq and is a predicted model, not a curated record. Bases 1 to 561 code for a protein of 186 amino acids. NCBI's taxonomy places the organism in Eukaryota, Fungi, Ascomycota, Dothideomycetes, Pleosporales, Pleosporaceae. The transcript has a single exon.